AUGCUAUCCCGCACUUCUCGAGCUCUCGUCCCAUCGCUCCGCCGCAACAUUGCUGCUGCGCCGGCCAGCAGAGCAAAGCUGCAGCACCUCGUCGCGUUCCAACAACCAGCAGCAGCUCAACACCAGCAAAAGAAAACUACCAUUCCUCAACGCCAACGCAGCUUCCACACCACGCCUGCGAUCCACAAGGGUAUUACGCCAGAAUCAGCGGACCCCCAAGCUCCCAAUCCGCAGCCGAACAACGCAGCGGCUGCAGCCGGUGCUUCGCACGUGAUUGAAGCAACGCCAUUGUCUGACCAGAACUACCAUGAGGUAUCGGAGAUUUAUUUGGACGAGCUGUUAGCAGAGGUUGAGCGAGUGCAGGAGGAAGGUUCAGAUGUGGAGGCUGAGUAUAGCGCCGGCGUCCUCAACAUCGUCGUGCCCGGUGUCGGUACAUUCGUCCUGAACAAGCAACCUCCCAAUCAUCAAAUCUGGCUGAGCUCGCCCAUCUCGGGACCAAAACGCUACGACUGGGUUGUACAAGGGGACCAGAUGCACGAGAAGCAGGAUACGCGCGGGUUUAUCAGUGGACAGUGGAUCUAUUUGCGAGACGGCUCGAAUUUGACGGAUCUCUUGAAUGAUGAGCUGACUCUUGAUUUACCGGAGGAUAUUUACUCGGAGAAAGAUGGUGAAUAA
Messenger RNA from Talaromyces rugulosus, 675 nucleotides. RefSeq lists its product as uncharacterized. Lineage: Eukaryota; Fungi; Ascomycota; Eurotiomycetes; Eurotiales; Trichocomaceae. Gene Ontology annotation, molecular function: ferric iron binding; ferroxidase activity; iron chaperone activity. Gene Ontology annotation, cellular component: mitochondrion. The record is from RefSeq and is a predicted model, not a curated record. Gene Ontology annotation, biological process: iron incorporation into metallo-sulfur cluster; intracellular iron ion homeostasis. Bases 1 to 675 code for a protein of 224 amino acids. The transcript is spliced from 2 exons.